Aspergillus steynii IBT 23096 is the source of this 980-nucleotide messenger RNA. Its product is annotated as ribonuclease P Rpr2/Rpp21/SNM1 subunit. Bases 336 to 917 code for a protein of 193 amino acids. The transcript has a single exon. The record is from RefSeq and is a predicted model, not a curated record. NCBI's taxonomy places the organism in Eukaryota, Fungi, Ascomycota, Eurotiomycetes, Eurotiales, Aspergillaceae. Gene Ontology annotation, cellular component: nucleolar ribonuclease P complex. Gene Ontology annotation, biological process: tRNA processing.
GGAAAGAAAAACUGGGUCUGAAGUUGAGAUAAGAAAAGCAAGAAGGCCGUGAAAAUCGAAAAAUGCCCUCCUUGAAUUCUAUGAGAUGGAUUGAAGAACGGGGUGAAGACAGAGGAGAGACGGAGGCGAUGGAGUUGGGGGAGAAGGGCGAAGUCGCGGGAGGGAUGAAAGGCGAGAGAGUUCAAAGGCGCCCGGGUCACGUGUGUCAAUUAGUCAUGGUCUCAUUGUCAGCAUUGCUUUGUCGGGCCUAGCGCCGUCUUUUGCCACUCGAAGCUUCUACCCGCCCGGCCUGUUUGCGGUCGUGUUUGCGCCGGCACGAUUUCCAAAGCCUCGACAUGGCGAAGGUCAAGGGCAAGAAGGGCGUGGCCGGAGGCGUGAACAGCCACAUCCGCGCCCGAUUGAAUUAUUUGCAUGCCGCUGCGACAUAUCUACAAACGGGCGAAAUUCCCUCCCGACGAUCUACAGGCCCAGAUCCUGUCGAAGGCGCCCAAGCGGAGGACAAAGAGUCGGAGCCUGUUUCAGCUCGCAUUGUGCCGCAAGUUGUGAAUGACGAUGAGGCGAUCAAAGAAGAAUCAACUACCGCUCCAACACCGACUAGUCUGAACCCGAACCUUUCACGAGUGCUGAUUUCUCAUAUGCGCGGAGUGUCUUUGAAGUCCCAGCUUCGACUGCCGGUCGAGGUCAAGCGGUCAUUCUGUAAACGCUGCGAGACACUCUUGGUUCCUGGUGUCAAUUAUGUCCAAGAAAUCAGGAAUGACAGCCGUGGCCGAAGCAAGCCAUGGGCGGAUGUCUUGGUCGUACGAUGCACCACGUGCGGGACGGAAAAGCGUUUCCCUCAAGCAGAGAAACGAAGCAAGAAGCUGGCAGAGCGUCGGAAAAUGCAGGAGCCAACAGAGAAACCAGCGACAGCAUCUUGAGCUCCCAUGGCCAGUGGCGUAAUCGACCACAAACGACAAACUUUUGCCUGUCUAGGCUGCGGA